Molecule: messenger RNA, 2366 nt
Organism: Juglans regia (Persian walnut)
Lineage: Eukaryota; Viridiplantae; Streptophyta; Magnoliopsida; Fagales; Juglandaceae
Product: acid beta-fructofuranosidase 1, vacuolar-like
Exons: 7
Coding region: 120-2087 (655 amino acids)
Biological process (GO): carbohydrate metabolic process
Molecular function (GO): beta-fructofuranosidase activity
Source: RefSeq, a predicted model, not a curated record
AAAUGUAGCACCCCUAGUUAUCUUUCCCCACCUGACCUCCUUUCUCUCUAUUUAAGGCCCAUUUCUUUUCCCUACCCACCGUCCUCUUUCUACUCUACUCCCCAGUAGCAGAGCAUAACAUGGGCGGUAGUAGUACCAUACCUUCCCACACCAGAAUCACUACUACUACUUCUGAUCUUGAAAAUGCCGCUUACGCUCCCUUACCUGGCCACUCCUCUCCAGCGAGUCCCCGGAGACCUUUAAAGGGUUUUGCCGGGAUCAUUGUCUCCGUCAUUUUUCUCCUGGCAUUGGUCGCAUUAAUCCUUGACCAAAGCCAAGAACCCUUGGAUAAACCCGGAAAGGAUGAGGCACCUACAUUGACGUCCAACGCUACGUCUUUUUCCAACAUUUCGGGACCGGUGGCUAGGGGAGUCGCACAAGGCGUGUCCGCCAAAUCCAACCCGUCCUUUUCCGGCCAUGAACUUUCUUACAACUGGACAAACGCUAUGUUUUCUUGGCAGAGAACUGCCUUCCAUUUUCAACCCGAAAGGAACUGGAUGAAUGAUCCUGAUGGUCCACUGUAUCACAAGGGAUGGUACCAUCUGUUUUACCAAUACAACCCGGAUUCGGCUGUGUGGGGCAACAUCACAUGGGGUCACGCCGUCUCCACCGAUCUCAUCCACUGGCUCUAUCUCCCCAUCGCCAUGGUUCCCGACAGCUGGUUCGAUUGGAACGGCGUCUGGACUGGCUCCGCCACCAUCCUUCCCGACGGCCAGAUCGUUAUGCUCUAUACCGGAGACACCGAUAAUUACGUUCAGGUUCAAAACCUUGCCUACCCUGCCAACCUUUCCGAUCCUCUACUCUUGGAUUGGGUCAAGUACUCCGGUAACCCAGUCUUGGUCCCCCCUACCGGCAUUGCCCCCAAAGAUUUCCGAGACCCGACUACCGCCUGGCUUGGACCCGACGGGAAGUGGCGGCUCACAAUCGGGUCCAAGGUCAAUACUACGGGCAUUUCGCUUGUGUACACGACCACGAACUUCACCGACUAUGAGCUGUUGGAUACUGUGUUGCACGCCGUCCCCGGUACAGGCAUGUGGGAGUGCGUGGAUUUUUACCCGGUCUCGAUCAAUGGGACGAAAGGUUUGGAUACGUCGGCGGGCGGCCCGGGAGUUAAGCACGUGUUGAAGGCUAGUUUGGAUAAUACCAAGUUGGAUUACUAUGCACUUGGAACUUACUUUGCAGAGAACGAUACGUGGGUGCCCGAUGACCCGGAACAGGAUGUGGGUAUCGGGUUGCGAUAUGACUAUGGGAGGUACUAUGCAUCGAAGACAUUUUAUGACCCGGUGAAGGAGAGGCGGAUCCUAUGGGGUUGGAUCAAUGAAACCGAUACUGAAAAUGACGACCUGGCAAAGGGUUGGGCGUCUGUUCAGACCAUUCCAAGAACUGUGUUGUAUGACAAUAAUACUGGAACCAAUAUUCUUCAAUGGCCCGUGGAAGAGUUAGAGAGCCUGAGACUGAACAGCACAGAUUUUGAUGGGGUGGUGGUCGAACCUGGAUCGGUUGUGGAGCUAGACAUCGGCUCAGCCACUCAGUUAGACAUUCUCGCCGAGUUUGAAAUAGAAUCAUUAGGAUUGGAGGAGACGAACGAAGUCAAUGGACUUUGUGGAAGUGGUGCCACUGACAGAAGCAGUUUCGGGCCAUUUGGGCUUUUAGUUAUUGCUGAUGAAACACUUUCUGAACUAACCCCUAUAUAUUUCCGCCUUGCCAAUUCAAGUGAUGGCAGUUUUGAGACUUACUUCUGCGCGGAUGAAAGAAGGUCUUCAAAGGCUUCUGAUGUUUUCAAACAAGUUUACGGAAGUUCAGUUCCGGUGCUUGAUGGUGAAACUUUGUCGAUGAGAAUUUUGGUUGACCAUUCAAUUGUGGAAAGCUUUGCUCAAGGAGGGAGGAGAGUGAUUACAUCUCGUCUUUAUCCAACAGAAGCAAUUUACGGAGCAGCUAGAUUAUUUUUGUUCAACAAUGCAACUGGAGUGAAUGUCAAGGCCACGCUUAAGAUAUGGCAGUUGAAUUAUGCUUUUAUUCACCCUUUCCCCUUGGACCAGAUGCAUUGAAGUCUUUGCAGCCCCAACCCCUGCCCCCGCCCGGUGCCUAUUGUAUUAAGUUUCCCUCUUGCUCCCAAAUAUGUCUUUUGUAAUUUUAUUUAUUUAUUUAUUUAUUUUUAUGGUUGGGUUAUCUAAUGCAGUAUGUUUCCCAGCUCAUUUUUGUCUUGUCAGACCAAGUUAAUUCAUGAUUAGUUUUGUUUUACUAUCAGAAUUAGUUCAAAAGAGGCAAACUUCCUGUUAAAGCUACGUUUUCUGUUCAGUAAUAGACAAUCUGAGAUUAUUUGCAAA